Neodiprion fabricii is the source of this 2060-nucleotide messenger RNA. RefSeq names its product KICSTOR complex protein kaptin-like. Gene Ontology annotation, cellular component: actin cytoskeleton; KICSTOR complex; lamellipodium. The record is from RefSeq and is a predicted model, not a curated record. Bases 143 to 1408 code for a protein of 421 amino acids. Gene Ontology annotation, biological process: cellular response to amino acid starvation; negative regulation of TORC1 signaling; actin filament organization. Gene Ontology annotation, molecular function: actin filament binding. The transcript has 7 exons. Lineage: Eukaryota; Metazoa; Arthropoda; Insecta; Hymenoptera; Diprionidae.
GUGACCGAGUGACACAUGUCAUUGUGAGAAUCUGUAAAAAUGGAAAGACGUGAACAUCGGAUGUGCGGUCGAGCAGAGGCCAAAGGGGGAUGAACUCUGGUUUUUGCUGUAAAUUCACGAUUGUACAAUUACAAACAAAAACAUGGACAAUUUGACGGACGCGCAUUGGUUUCCUUUAACAUCGCAAGGGAAUAUUUAUUCCAUGACAAAGUUAUGUUCGGCUAUUGGUUCGGAUAAAAUAUUAGUCGCAUCUUUGAAAAGGAAAAUUUACUCUUGCGAGUAUAACCGUACACCGAAAUAUCGUCACUUGAGACCUUUGGUCAAAGAACUACUCUUCACCUACAUUCCCAAUGGGGCAGAGAUUAUCUCCAUAGACGCUUACAACAAAUCUGAAAAAGGAGACGAGUUUGUAAUUGGAAUUACAAUAAUGAAGACUAGUAAUGACGCUACGGUUGAGAGAUAUUUAAAUAUUUACACGGAAGGCGAGGGUGAUGGAGAAUGCGAUGAGAAUAGCACCAUAGAAACUGUGGCACAGAAUUGUCUCAUGGUUGAACUGUCUUACACCCCUUAUCAUCUGUAUCACACGACUAUGCCCAGUGGCAGACAUUCUGUACGAGAGGUGGUCUGGUUAUUGUCAGGGAGUGACUACAAUAUCCACAUGAUUAGAGAAGACGAGGGAAGUCACGAUUACGCUGAAUCCUCUCUUGAAAAACAUUUUCCUGAAUUACAAAAUUUAGAAGCUAUAGCAACAUGGAUCGACAUAUAUUAUUACAAUAACCAAACAAGAAGAGUAACAGCUGUGGGUUGUGAAUGUGGUUUGGUAAAAGUCAGUUUGGUUGAUGUAGAAAAUAUAAACAUCAUUAAAAACUGGACACUGAGAUAUGACAAACCUGUAUCAAGUGUCCGUAUUUUUUGCAAUGAAAAUGUUGUACCUAAACCUAAAUUUCUGGGAGGAGAUGAAACUGAUACUGACGAGCGACAUGAGGAACCAGCUCUAAACGUUCUCGUCGUUAAUACAGUUCAUGCCUCAGUUGUCUUCAUGGACAUUUUAUACAAUGAUAUGGAAAAGGAUGUUAAAUUAGCUGGUAGCGACUCAUCGGAUUGUGUACUGUGCUCUUGUAUCGCUGACAUAAAUAUGGAUGGCAAAAAUGAAAUUCUACUUGGAACAUAUAAUCAAGAAAUAUUGGUUUAUACGCUUGUCGAUGACGCGUGGGAAUUCAAAGAAAGAAGAUUAUUCGACGCACCUGUACAUUCGAUGGCCUACCUCGACCUCACCGGAGAUGGAAUGAAAGAGCUGGCUGUGCUGACGCAGAGGGGCGUUCAUGUUUUACAGCACGAUCCAGGGGAAGUUGAGAAAACGGUCAUGCAACGUUUUAGGAAAUAUCUCGCCUUAAGAAGUUUAACAUAAUUGUAGCAGCAUAUUUAUUCAAAAUCGCGAAUAAAUGCUCCUUAUUUUACGCCCGACUCGAAUGUAAUAUGCCGUACAAUGUGGUAAGUUACAUGUAUUAUAAUCAUUCUGUAUCAAUAUACAAUUAUGGACAAUCGCAAUGCCACUCUUUGGUUUCCGUACGAUUUGUUAUUAAUAAUUGUUGUAAUUACCGUUGAAUAGACGAAGAAAGUACUUUAUUAAAGUACUUAAAUUAAAUCUACAAUCAUAUAAAUAUUCUUAAUAAUAUAAUUUACUAUAGGUAUGUAAUAUGUAUAAUAGUUAUAAAGUUUGGAUGUUGCGUGGUAUUUUGUUGUUACCUUCACGUGCAUGUACACACUUAUUUUUAUAUGUAUAAAUAUUUAAUACGCAAAUAUCCGCAUGUUACCGCGAAAGCAAGUCUGGACUGAAUAUAUGUUGUUUUAUUUUAUGAUUUAGAAACGCAUUAUUAUAACAAAAAGAGAUUCAACUAUACUCGGCAAACAAUAAUAGAAUUUUCGUUACCCGUUAUAAUUUUGUACCAAACAUUGAUAUCUUAUUUGCAUGAAAUUAGCAAAUCCAAAUAUUCACAAGUAGGAUGUUAAAGAAAUUACUUCCGUACCAACUUAGAAGUACCCGUAAAUUUAUGACGUCA